Molecule: messenger RNA, 1528 nt
Organism: Callorhinchus milii (elephant shark)
Lineage: Eukaryota; Metazoa; Chordata; Chondrichthyes; Chimaeriformes; Callorhinchidae
Gene: hoxd4a
Product: homeobox D4a
Exons: 2
Coding region: 119-835 (238 amino acids)
Biological process (GO): embryonic skeletal system morphogenesis; regulation of transcription by RNA polymerase II; anterior/posterior pattern specification
Cellular component (GO): nucleus
Molecular function (GO): DNA-binding transcription factor activity, RNA polymerase II-specific; RNA polymerase II cis-regulatory region sequence-specific DNA binding
Source: RefSeq, a predicted model, not a curated record
GGCUCCCACAGUCACAUGGGUGACUAACUUUAUUCAGUUGACAGCAAGUAGGAGGGCUUUAUGGAACGGGAAAAAAGACAACUCGAGAAAAAUUAGUAUUUUCCACCUUCAGAAAUUAAUGACCAUGAGUUCGUAUUUGAUGAACUCUAAAUAUGUGGAUCCCAAAUUUCCUCCUUGCGAGGAAUACUCGCAAAACAACUACAUACCUGACCACUCAGAGUAUUACAGCCAGUCGCAGGACUCUGAUUUUCAGCACCAAGGAAUCUAUCCACGGUCAAACUACAGCGGCCAGUCCUACAGCUGCAGCAACGCUCGGGGCUCUCCAGUGCAGCAAAGGGGUCAUGUGCAGGCACAGCCCGCUCAUCAGAUCCCCCUCCCGGGGCAACCAGAAGCCGGCGCACCGCUCCAGGUCUCCACAGCCCGGCCUUGCAACCAACAGCAACACAAUGCCAGGAACCAAAACGGCACAGCAACUAAACAACCAGCAGUGGUUUAUCCUUGGAUGAAGAAAAUCCACGUUAACAACGUGAAUCCUAAUUACACUGGAGGAGAACCCAAACGUUCACGAACUGCCUACACAAGGCAGCAGGUUUUAGAACUGGAAAAGGAAUUCCAUUUUAACAGGUAUCUGACAAGGAGACGUCGUAUUGAAAUAGCUCACACUUUAUGUCUUUCCGAGCGCCAGAUCAAAAUUUGGUUUCAGAACAGAAGGAUGAAGUGGAAAAAAGACCACAAACUGCCAAACACUAAGACCAGAUCGUCAAGUUCUUCUGCUUCCAACCAACAGUCACAAACUGUGUCCAAGGAUCAGCAAACAGAUCUCACAAGUUUAUAGAAGAACAUCAUAGAAUUGGCUCUCCCUGAGUGUACAUAUUAUAUGACAUUUCCAGGCAGAAAUUGCAUGUACCGAUAUCAUGGCUUGUAGUUGCUUUCCUGCUGAUUCUACGGAAUUGAAAGAACCUCAUUUUAUGCCGUUCACCAUGUUCUUUAAUGUAGAAAAUGAAGCAAAAUGGAUCAUCACCUUAGCUGCUGUUGAAAUAAUUGCGACUCUUGUCAUUGUGAAUUCUUACCAAACAGCACACCUUAGUAACCUUAUUAAGUGAUACAUACUAAGUGGUGAGGACACGGUGAGACGAAUACUCCAGGAAGGUACAUGUCUAGUCUGCUAGCAUGAAAAGGAAAGGCUGCGACGCUUGUUCAUGGUCUUUUUUUUAUUUUACAAUGAAGGCUCAGUGAUUUGUUGUGGCAAUUUCUGGUUCCCACAACUAUUUUUGCUUGUAAUUUGUAUUUUUGCGAUUCCAUCUCUUUAUGUAUAUUGUGUUGAUAUUCGAGAUUUAUAGUGAUCGAGAAUUAGACUGUGACUGUGGUUUCUUUAUUUAAGACGAGAAAAAAAUGAUAUUUGUAAUACUUAUUGUGCUGCUGGAUGGAUUAUUGUACAAGUAUACGAUGCAAUAUUGCAUACAUUUUUAUGUUCAAAGAAUGAUACCAAAAUUCGUACGCACUACUAAAGUUCAAAAAUAAAUUUAGU